UGACGCAGUACGUUCAAUGGCUGUGACUUGUGUGUUACGGAAAUGCGAUGACAAGCUCGAUAUUACUCCUAAAUGUCACAAGGUUCAGAUGAAAACACGACUCCAGUUGAAAGGUUGCUGUUCAGAUGAGGAGGGAUAACCUGGUCGACCCCUUGUGUCACCCUCCGUUGCCAUGGCAAUGCCCUAUUGGCCCACAUUCAUGCUCCUUCUUUUUCUGUCCUUAUUCACUCUCUUGCUUCUGACCCUCCCGCGUCUCGUGACCCAAUCAGUCCCCAUCUCUUCCUCCUCUCCUCAUUCACCUUGGCCGUCACUCUCCUGCGGUCUGGGUCAGUCCUGGGCUGUCCGGAUCCACUCUGGCCUACAUCAUGAGGAAGAUGAUGGUGAACAGAGCUCGGUGCACAUGGAUGUGAUAGCCAACAGGGUAGCAGAGCAGGCGGGGAUGAAGAACCAGGGCCAGAUUGGACAGCUAGAAGGCCAUUACCUGCUGUGUUCUGACCACCCUGGAUUUCUGGCUAGUAUUUGGAGCAGGAGUGCCUGGCCUGGGGAUGUCCUGGCAGCCCACCCUCAUGUCAUGUGGUACUCUCAGGACAGAGUGCUAAGCCGUUCAAAGAGAUCGAUGGCCUUCAACGAUCCCAACUACCCUAAACAGUGGCAUCUGCACAAUCACCUCAAUAAGGGUAUGGACAUCAAUGUAACAGGGGUGUGGGAGCGAAACAUCACAGGUCGAGGAGUUACAGUGGUAGUGGUAGAUGACGGGGUGGAGCACACCCACCAGGACAUCCAGCCAAACUAUAGUCCCGAGGGCAGCUACGACCUGAACUCCAACGAUCCAGACCCCAUGCCUCACCCAGAUGUCCACAGCGACAACCACCACGGCACGCGCUGCGCCGGAGAGAUCGCAGCCGUUCCCAAUAACAGCUUCUGUGCUGUAGGGGUGGCCUACGGCAGCAAGGUGGCAGGUAUCAGAGUCCUAGACGGCCCUCUGACAGACAGCCUGGAGGCCAUAGCCUUCAACAAGCACUACCAGGUCAACGACAUCUACAGCUGCAGUUGGGGUCCAGACGAUGACGGACACACUGUAGAUGGACCCCAUCCUCUGGGCAAGGCGGCGUUGCAGCACGGGGUCAUCGCAGGCAGACAAGGCUUCGGCAGCAUCUUUGUGGUUGCCAGCGGCAACGGAGGUCAAUACAAUGACAACUGCAACUACGACGGCUAUGCCAACUCCAUCUACACCAUCACAAUUGGUGCGGUCGAUGAGAAAGGCAAGAUGCCCUUUUACGCUGAAGAGUGUGCCAGUAUGCUGGCUGUCACUUUCAGCAGUGGGGGAAGCACACUGAGGAGUAUUGUGACGUCAGACUGGUCCAUGCGGCAGGGGACCGGGUGCACGGAGGGCCACACCGGCACAUCUGCUGCAGCCCCCCUGGCUGCAGGAAUGGUGGCGCUGAUGCUGCAGGUCCGUCCCUGUCUGAGCUGGAGGGACGUGCAGCACAUCAUCGCCUUCACUGCCACCAAGUGUGACAACAUUGCAGACUGGAGGGUGAACGGAGCUGGUUUCUCCCACAGCCACCAACACGGUUUCGGUGUGCUCAACGCAUGGAGACUUGUCAAUGCUGCCAAGGUGUGGGAGUCAGUGCCAUUUCUGGUGUCCUAUCAGAGCUCAGUAAUAAAGGAGGACGUGACCAUCUCAACUUAUCCCGACGAGCUGAUCCACAACUGGACAGUCUCUGCUGCUGACCUGAAACAGUCUGGAAUGGAGACACUGGAGCAUGUGGCUGUUACCGUGACGAUAACACACCCUUGCCGUGGCAACGUGGAGAUUCUGUUGGUCUGUCCCAGCGGUAUGACAUCAGUCAUCGGCGCACGCAGAGUUAUCGACAGAGACUCUGCAGGCUACCAGGACUGGACCUUCUCCACUGUACGCUGCUGGGGAGAGAGAGCUCAAGGCCAGUACACCCUCAAGAUAUCUGACCACAAAGAGACGUCACUGGAGCAGUGUGCCGCUGCUGGAGUGUUGAAGCAGUGGCAGUUGACCCUGUAUGGUUCCUCUAUGACUUUCAGUGAGGUCCAGGACAGACAGAGGCUGGUGGUGGACGCUAUGAGUGGCAAGUAUCUGGACAGCAGCUUCUCUCUGCCCUGCCCUCCAGGCCUGGACAUCCCUUCAGAGAUCAUCAACCCUUUCACCUCCAACAGCCUGAAGUUCCUGCUGUUGCUGGGCUGCUUUGCUCUUUUCUGGUCUGUCUACUACACACUGGAGGUCACACUGGCCCACCUGGACUUCAGAGGCCUUCUGUGCCUUCGCAGGAGACGGGGAGUUCCCCGGGCCCGGAGAGGGCGCAGAGGAGUGGAGGAGGCAAUGUUAGAGGAGGAUGAUGGGGAGGAGGAGCAGGACUCAGGGGUGGACUUGCAUGCUGUGUUGGACUCCGACGCCAAAUCGCCGCUUUUAAACGGGGAUUCGUUCGCAACGUAGUGUUGAGCCAUGAUGGGUGUGCAACCUUUCACUGCCUAUGCUCAUGGGAUGACUCAGGCUUUCACCUGCCUCCUUCAGUCAACUUUUUCUGUGGUGGUGGUGGUAGGAGGGGGUCACAGCAUCGACUGGACUUAUCUGAAGAGUGGACUGUUUGCCCUUGUCUGCAUUCCCACAAAAUGUGGCCUUUUAUGAACGUGUGUGUGUGUGUGUGUGUGUGUGUGUGUGUUCGUGUUCUCCUUAUGGUCCUCAUAAGGAAAGAAAAAAUGAGGACGAUGUGAGGAUAUUUUGUCACUCCUGGGGCUACACUUCCCAUCAGGUUUAGAGUCAGGGUGUGACAUGAACUGGAGAGGGACCUAAUGGGGUUUAUUGUCGCGGUAAAAUUGCAUGUUUGCAUGCGUGAAAGUGUGUUUACAGGCUUGUCUGUGUGUGAAGGUGUACCCAUUGGUGCACCGAUUGGUGGGGUAUACUGACAAACACCUGUGGGGGGUCAUUAAACCAAGAGGGUGAGAAAAAUGUCGUGUGCGUGUGUGAGACAUGAUGGGUGUGCUAGUAAUAUACAAGGUCUUCCAUGAAAAAGAGUACUUUACUCAAAUGUGAGGUUCUAAAAGAAUACUUUUUAAUUUUUAAAAAGUAUGAUUUAUUUUCUGAAGUUUUAUUUGAUUUUGUCUGGGUUUGUUAUUAGUAUUAUCUGCGGGUUAUCAACCAACUACUGAUAAAAACUUGAAGUGGGAUUUUCAAGUGUGGGAUUUUUAUAUGUAUUUUUUAUGAAGUGUAAUAUAUAAAUAUAUACACAAUGUGUGCCUGCUGUACAGAUAUAUAUCAAGUGUGUUUAAGGAUUUAUACAAAGUGUUUUGUAAGAAUGUAUUAAAGAGUUCUAAUUUUUUAAGGGAAAGAAGUGUUGGAGUGAAGCUGGAGACUGUGUUUUGCUGUGCAAGUCACAGGUGAUCUGAAUGAUAAUAAAAGACUUGAUGGAAUAUGAAAUUGUUAAUGUGGUUUUUGAAACAUAGAAUAUUUUUAUGAGAAUCUAUUAUUAUUUAGAUUCUGUGCGUCAGUGAAUUUCACUGACUUCUCCAGGAACUUCUCUCUAUGACUGAUAUGAUCCACAAUAAACGGAUUUUCUUGUAAAUGGAUCACAAGGAUGCAGAAAUAACUACAUACUACAUACAUGCUGUCAAGUGUCUGUUAAAAUCCUUCCUUCUCAGGAGCUAAAUUGUCCAAAAGUUGUGAU
Centropristis striata (black sea bass) is the source of this 3695-nucleotide messenger RNA. It is a transcript of the gene pcsk7, whose product is annotated as proprotein convertase subtilisin/kexin type 7. Gene Ontology annotation, cellular component: trans-Golgi network; Golgi membrane. Gene Ontology annotation, molecular function: serine-type endopeptidase activity. The transcript is spliced from 17 exons. The record is from RefSeq and is a predicted model, not a curated record. Bases 173 to 2467 code for a protein of 764 amino acids. Gene Ontology annotation, biological process: protein processing. NCBI's taxonomy places the organism in Eukaryota, Metazoa, Chordata, Actinopteri, Perciformes, Serranidae.